Giardia duodenalis is the source of this 687-nucleotide messenger RNA. Its product is annotated as Transcription elongation factor Elf1 like protein. Gene Ontology annotation, cellular component: transcription elongation factor complex. Gene Ontology annotation, molecular function: RNA polymerase II complex binding. Lineage: Eukaryota; Fornicata; Diplomonadida; Hexamitidae. Gene Ontology annotation, biological process: transcription elongation by RNA polymerase II. The coding region runs from base 1 to 687 and encodes 228 amino acids. The record is from RefSeq and is a predicted model, not a curated record. The transcript has a single exon.
AUGGGAAAGAAGAAGAGGACAAGGGCGGCGCCCCCUAAGAAAGCCGGCCGUAGCAAGUUCUUCCCAUGCCCGGUCUGUAACACAAUUGAGAGUGUAGGGUCUGAGAGGAUAUCGAAGGAGGGGGUGUUCGUUUUGACCUGCAAGAUGUGCAAGGAGAGAUACACUUACAAGUAUGGUCUCUUAGACACGCCGAACGAGGCCCACCGGAGCUGGGGCGACUUCAUUUACAAGAAAAAGAAGUACGGCGUCCCUUGUCCUGGCUUUGGAGACUGUAAGUGCAACUUCAAGGGUAUCGCUAUCAUAGACUUUUUUACAGAGAGAGACGAGGGCACAGGAAUCGAAAACUACUAUGCUAGGCUCACUUGUGGAGAGUGUGGCACGUCUAUCAGGCCCCUCUAUACCAACGAAACCAAGGCUGAAUUUAAGAAGCGUAUGGAACAAGAACAUGCUCGUGGACGUGACGAAAGAAGAAAGAGGGAAAACGACGACAAUUAUGACGCUAGAUUGGUCUCACCGGAGGCGCCCGUGAACGACUACAACGACUAUAAGGGUGAUGCUUCUAAGAAACGGCCGAGGAACAGAGGUGACAGCUCCCACCGCAAGGAAAGCUCCAGCUCUGAUAUUCUGGAUGACGACCAGGAGAUUGCUUCUCAAAUAUCAGAGCCGCGUUCUGAGGACGAUAUCUGA